AUGCGGCCCCUUGUCCUGUCACGCGGGAUAGCGCCUCCAUGCCGCGCUCCACCAUGGAAACCGCAGCAGCGCAAGCAACUUUCGUCUCUGGCGUCGGUCCUAUUCCUUCUCGGCGUCCUGUGCCUCCUAGCAGCAUCGCUCAUCGCAGCCGCGGCAACUGGUGCUUCCCAUAAGCCGACAGGGAAGAGACAGACAACCGAGCUUCUCGCGCAUGUGACCUUCGCCAGCUGCAAUCGCCAGAGCCACGACCAGUCCUUCUGGAUGAAGACCAUCGCCUCGACGAUUGCUGCGCAGUGUGCGAGAGGCGGUGGCAACAGCAGCAAGCCCCACACAGACCUCCUUCUGUGGCUCGGCAACGCUCUCUACGCAGACGUCGAUGAGGCUGGCGUGGCCGUGAGCGUUGCGCGCCCUUCACACGCCAUCGAGCAGGAAUACAAGCUCCUCACCGAAAAUCCGCGCUACCGCGAGUUUGUCAAGGAAGUUGUUGGCAUGGACGGGCGUGUGAUUGGCAUCUGGGACGACCGUGACCUUGGCCUGCGCGGCGCGGACGGCAGCUACGCUCAGUCAGAGGACAUUCGACGCCUGUACCUAGGAUAUAUAUGGAAGGGGUAUCCACUCGCCGUAAAGGACGCCACUGGCGAUGGCACUCCUGGAGCGCUCUAUUCCUUCACCGGGAUUCCUGCCCCCGCCGGCUCGCCGCUCGCCGCCCUUUUCGUCCACAGUGUGUGCACAAUAACGCUUGACGUUCGAACGCAGCGGACGGUGCCGCCGAAUCUGGCAGAUGUGCUGCUGCGCCGCAACGAGGAGGCCGACCUGCGCCUUCACGGUCGUAAGGAGACUUCGUUCGAUGUUAAUCUGGCGAAGAUCCGCGACGCGCGUGCGCAGGUGCUGAAGGCAGACCUGCUCGGGGAACGGCAGUGGGCGUGGCUGGAGCGCACAUUCGCCACUUACCUGGAGCCGACUGUGCGCAGCCCCGGAGAUGCGGCGGGCCGCGCGCACUGCGCCGUCACUCUCAUCGCAUCGCCGUGGCAAAUUCUGCUGAAUGACAACAAGCCCUUCGAGGGAUGGGACCUCUACCCCGCCUCUCGCAGCCGUCUGCUCCUCCUCCUAAAGAAGUACCAUGUCGAGCGCUUUAUCUUCUUGUCUGGGCACGCAGAGCUCGGCGAGCUCGGUGUGAUGCGGCGGUCAUCAAAGGAAGACACUCGCUCUGAAGCCCCGACAGCAACCCUCACGGACAGCUUCCUGCAAGAGCGGCGGACGCUGCCGGCGGCGAAGCUUCUACCAUCGCGGCGGUCGAACCUCGUGGAGGUGACGAGCAGUGGCCUCACUCACACGGUGCGCGAGGCACCCUUGGUCGGGUGGCUGACGCGUUGGCUCAUCACCUCGCGGGUGGAAGAGGAGACAAAGAGCAGCGGCUUGAUCAAGCGGCCUCUCUUUCUGAGUCGCACCACGACGAUGGAGCGGCAGUUCGGAACGCUGCAAGUGAUUGGGGACCGAAUGGCGGAGCCGAGGCACGCCAGCGCAGCAACAGCCUCACGCGAGGAGGUGCUUGCCCGGACGAGAGUGCUCAUCACCCUCCACAGCGUGCAGCGGGCUGGCGCGCCCCUCGUGACACUGGAGCGCACGCUGGCGAAUUUGCCGUCCUACGCAGCGGAGUCGCUGGAGGAGGAGGAGGAAAAGGAUGCAGUGAAGGCGAUGGACCUCUACGAUGUCGUUCAUCUUCCCAUCUUUAACGUGUACAGCUCCCCUGGGGACUAUCCGUGGCUGAAGCGGCGUAUAGCAGAGUGGCAGUGUGCGGAAGUGCCCUGUGUCAAUGGUCAGGUUUUUAUGCUGCUGAAGCUGAUAGCGAACCUGGUGCUCGCCUUUGCCAUCGUCCUGGUGUUCAUUGCUGCCGUCUAUUACUACCAACUAAAGCAUCCCGACGCGCACGAGGAGAACGUCACGAAGCUGAAGCAGGACUAG
This is a messenger RNA of Leishmania braziliensis MHOM/BR/75/M2904, 1962 nucleotides long. RefSeq lists its product as hypothetical. The transcript has a single exon. The record is from RefSeq and is a predicted model, not a curated record. Bases 1 to 1962 code for a protein of 653 amino acids. Lineage: Eukaryota; Euglenozoa; Kinetoplastea; Trypanosomatida; Trypanosomatidae.